AUGUCCGAGCCUCUGGGGCGGCGUAGCGCCGUCCCGCCCGCCCGGCUCUCCCGCCGGGUCCCCGCACCCGCACUCGCCGCGCGCGGAGCGGGGACGCGAGCCAUGGAGGAGACGCCGCCCCCGGGCUGCAGCAAGCCGCAUCUGGAGAAGCUGACCCUGGGGAUCACCCGCAUCCUCGAAUCUUCCCCAGGUGUGACAGAGGUGACUAUCAUAGAAAAACCACCUGCUGAACGUCAUAUGAUUUCUUCAUGGGAACAAAAAAAUAACUGCAUGUUACCUGAGGAUGUGAAGAAUUUUUACCUGAUGACCAAUGGCUUCCACAUGACAUGGAGUGUGAAGCUGGAUGAGCACACCAUUCCAUUGGGCAGCAUGGCAAUUAACAGCAUCUCAAAACUGACUCAACUCAACCAGUCUUCCGUGUACUCACUGCCUAAUGCACCAACUCUGGCAGACCUGGAGGAUGAUACACUUGAAGGCUUCAUAGCAUCUUCACCAGGAGUAGAAGCUAUCUCAAGAAACUACUUUCUUCACUCCACAAGAAGCAGUUCUCAUCCAUUCAAGUUUUAUCAGGAGAUUGCCAGCAAUUCAGUCACAUCUUCAGUCUCUCCUUCUAAUUCUAGUUCUUUCACUAUUUCCACCACAUCUGCAACUGCUUUUUCCACUGAAGUCUUGGACUCCUCAAAGUCAUGCAUGAGGGUUGGAAUCAACUUCUUCCAGUCUUGUUAAUGUUGAUAAAACUAUCUACCCAUGAACCAUGAAUGUUUUUAAUGGCAUCUAGAAUAGUGAAUCCUUUCCAGAAGGUUUUCAGUUUACUUGUCCCCAGAUCUAUCAGGAAAAUCACUAGUCAUAGCACCUAUAGCCUUAUGAAGCAUAUUUAUUAACUAUUACGUCUUGAAAACUGAAAUGACUUCUUGGUCCAUGGGUUGCAAUAUGGAUGUUGUGUUAGCAGGCAUUAGAACAACAUUCAUUUCAUUAUAUGUCUCCAAUCAGAGUUAUCAGGUGACCAGGUACAUUGUCAAUAAGCAGUAAUAUUUUGAGAGAAAUCUUUUUCUCAACAGUUGGUCUCAACAGUGGGCUUAAAAUAUUCAGUAAACUCUGAUAGCAGAUGUGCUAUCAUUGGGGCUUUGUUGUUCCAUUUAUAGAGCACAGGCAGAGUUGAUUUAACCAUUCUUAAAGGUCCCAGGAUUUUCAGAAUGGUCAAUGAGCAUUGGCUUUAACAAAGUCAUCAGCUACAGUAAGCCCUACAAAAGGAGUCAGCCUGUCCUUUGAGGCUUUGAAGCCAAGCACUGAUUUCUUUUGCUUUAAAAGUCCUAGGUAGCGUCUUCCAAUAGAGGAUGAUGUGUCUACAUUGGAAAUCUGCUAUUUUGAAUAGCCACCUUCAUUAAUUAUCUUAGUUAGAUCUUCUGGAUAACUUACUAGUUUGCCUUGCACUUUUAUGUUAUAGAGACAGCUUUUUCCUCAAACCUCGUGAACCAACCUCUGCUAGCUUCAGACUUUUCUUCUGCAGCUUCCUCCCCUGUCAGCCUUAGAAUUGAAGCCAGCCUUGCUCUGGAUUAGGCUUUGGUUUAAAGAAAUGUUGUGGCUGGUUUGAUCUUCUAUCCAGAUCACUAAAACUUUCUCCAUAUCAACCAUAAGGCUGUUUUACUGCCUUAUCAUUCAUGUGUUCACUGGAGUAGCAUUUUUAAUUUCCUUCAAGAACAUUUCCUUUGCAUUUACAACUUGGCUGUUUGGCACAGGAAGCCUAGCAUUCAACCUGUCUCAGCUUUCAACAUGCCUUCUUCACAAAGCUUAAUCAUUUCUAGCUUUUGAUGUAAAGUGAGAGACAUGCAAUUCUUCCUUUCACUUGAACCUUCUAAGCCCAUUUUAGGAUUAUUGAUUGGCCUAAUUUCAUUACUGUAUCUCAGGGAAUAGAGAAGCCUGAGGAGAAGAAGAGAGAUGGAAUGGCAAGUCAAUGGUACAUUCAGAACACAAACAUUUAUCAGGUUUGCUGCCCUCUGCAGGUGUGUUUUAUGGCCCCUCAAAAUGGUUACAAUAAAAACAUCAAAUACCUUUGGUCAAGAAGAUAGGCACAAACUUCAUCAGCAUCGCAUCUCCCAACCCCCACAUUUUGCAUGGCCUCAGUCUCUGUAGCAGCGACUACAGUAGCAGCUGAGGUGGGCCCUGCAAAGUCCAAGGGUUGGCUUGUUAAGGUUGAGUGCUCCACCCACACAUACUUUACAGAUCUAUUUGGGCUAGCCUCACCUGGCAGCACUGGCAGCAGGUCUCAUUUCACAAGCAGACUGGUACAUACCUUGUUAAAACAUACUCCUACCCUGGCUAUGGACCAAACACUGCCCACAGUAGGCAAAGAGAGCCUCUGCAGAUGACUGCACUGAAGGAAAAAGAGGACAGGACACAGUAAUAUGGAAACACCCCUGAAGUGCCAGAUCCCAGUGAACAGGGGACACUGUGCUCUAGGGAACUACAGAAUCGCUUCUUCAUAAGGCCAUUACUUUCCUAGCACACACAAACAGACACAGAGUUAGACAAAAUGACACAGAGGAAUAUGUCCCAAAAGAAAGAACAGCACAACACCACAGCAAGAGACCUGAGCAAAACAUAUAUAAGUAAUAUGCCUGGUAGGGAAUUUAAAGUAAUAGUCAUAAAAAUACUGGACUUAAGAGUGGAGAACCUUAACACAGAAAUAAAAAAAAAAGAAUCAGAGAUGAAGAACACAAUAAACUAAUUUUAAAAUGCACAUGAUGGAGUAAAUAGCAGGCUAGGGGAAGCAGAGGAAUGAAUUAAUGUCCAAAGUAAUAGAAAAUAAUUAGGCUGAACAAAUGAGAAAAGAAUUAUGCAAAGAGAGAAUAGAUGUAGGGAACUAGGUGACUCCAUCAAGUAUAAGAACAUCCCAGAAGGGAGAAAAAAGGCAGAAAAUUUAUUUGAAGAAAUAAUAGCUGAAAUAUCUAAUCUGGGGAAGAAAAGAGAUAUCUAGAUAUAGGAAGCACAGAGAUCACCCCCCAAAAAAUCAACCUGAAGAGACAUAGUAGUGAUAAAGAAAAAGAAAUUUUAAAAGCAGAUGUUAGUUACAUACAAGAGAAAUCCAUAAAGCCAUCAGAUUUUUCAGCAGAAACUUUACAGGCCAGAAGAGAGUGGCAUGGUAUAUUCAGGGUGCUGAAAGGAUAGAGAAUACUAUCCGGUAAGUAAGGGUGUCAUUCAGCAUAGGAGGAGAUAUAGAGUUCCUCAGAUAAAAACUUAAAGAGUUCAUGACCACUAAACCAGCCUUGCAAGAAAUAUUAAAGGGGACCUUGAGUGGAAAAGAAAAACUAAGAAUAUGAAAAGUAAAAACAAAAACAAUAAAAACUAUCUGUAAAAAUCAGUCAAGGGAUUUACAAAAUUAUGUAAAAUAUGGCACUAUUAUAUACCUAAAAUAUGGGGGAAAGGGAUGGGUUUAAACUUAAGGCCACUGAUCAGAGAUCAUCAUAACAUAAUGCAAAAGGUUGAGAUAUUGCAAGAAUUAUCAAAAUGUAACAGACACAAAAUGAGCAAAUGCUGUUGGGAAAAUGGUGCCAAUAGACUUGCUCAACACAGGAUUGGCACAAAACUUAAAUGUGUGAAAGAAAAAGUAUUUUUGAGACACAAUAAGGCAAAACACAAUAAAAUAAGCUAUGCUUGUACUAGAGCAAUCCAGGAGCAAAGACUGAAAAAUCAUGGGUCUUUGGAAGAGCCUGACACUCAGAGAAGUAUGGACUCCUCGGGGAGGGGAAAGGUCACAUUUGCUUCGUAUGUGUGCUGGGGCCUUUGAAGCCCUAAAAGCAAAGAAGUUGUUAAAUACAUAGACUGAGCCUUCCCUGCCCUUAAAGUUGGAAGAUAGAGGCAGACUAGAUACUAGAGAGGAUUUCAAGGAGCCUCAGCAAAGGACACAACGGGAAGAGACCGCAUUGUGCUACGUGUACUCAUAGAGACAGAAACCACCUGACCUUUUGGCACCUGCUAAUAAGUUCAUGCUUUUUAGGAUAGUCCAGUAGUUAGACCCUAAGUCUUAUUAAACCUAAUUGGAAAAAAAUACUGACUUUUCUCAGGGUACUCAACAGUGAAAAAGGACUAUUAGGAUAUACAACCAGACAAAACUGCUAGAGGACACAGAUGAAAACCUAAGGAAAAACAGGAAUCCGAACAGACAUUUAAGACAGCACAAAAGCUUCCUAUAGGACAAAAGUAAAUAUUUUCAAACAACUGAUGAAGAAUAUAAAUAAGAUUUGAGUUAGUAGCCUGAUAAACCAAGUGCAAGAUAUAUUUAAAAGGGGGAAAUUAUGAGGGAAAAGGUGGAAGGGUAAGAAAAAUAGAAAAAUGGAGCCAGAAGACUUUUUAUCAUUACUGGUGGCUCAAAAAAAAAAAAAAAAAAAAGAGUAGAUAGAAAGGCAAGAAACACUGAUAAAAGAAAAUUUCUCUGCAAAUUGAAAGGGCUCUAUGAGACCCAGAUUGAACUGAUUAGAAAAGAGACACCUAGGUGUUGUAUAAUGUGGGAAAGAAUUACAAGCUUCUAAGCAAAAAUAAAUUACUUGUGAAGAAAUAAUAAUCAGACUGAUAAUCAGACUUCUCACUUGUAGCAGUGGAAACUAGAAAUAGAAAACAUAUACAGGUUAGUGAGAGACAAUGAGUAAAAAAUUGAGAGUCCUAUGUAUAUAGACCAAACACACCUCUCAGUUUAUUAAAAAGAAAAAGAAAAGAAAGAAAAAUACAGAAAAAAGAAAGAAAAUGUAAAACUUUAAGAACAUUAAUACUCUAACUAGAAGACAAAUACAACUGAAUGGAGGUCCUAAGAUGUGGAUAAUAGGAAAGGAAACAGGGGAUCAGUGAACUUCCCAUGAAAGAGUUAUAUGUGCAUUUAAUCUUAGUAUCUAGGAAUGUGUUGUGUAACUUUAUUUUUUUUUCAAGACUUUAUUUAUCUGAGAGAGAAAGAGAAUAAGUAGGGGCAGAGGAAGAAAGAGAAGCAGACUCCCCGCUGAGCAUGGAGUGGCACAGGGCUCAAUUCCAGGACCCCGGGAUCAUGACCUGAGCUGAAAUCAGGUGCUUAACUGACUGAGCCACCAAGGUGCUCCCUCGGUUGUAUAACUCUUACAUAAAAUUCCCAGGGAACACCUGGGUGGCUCAGUCAGUUGAGCGACCAACUCUUGAUUUUGGCUCAGGUCAUGAGAUCAAGCCCCGAGUCAGGCUUCACACUCAGCAAGGAGUCUGCUUCUCUCCUUCACUCUCUCCCUCUGCCUCCUCCCUCUUUUUGCCUCUCCCCCUGCAUGCAUGUGCCCUCUCUCUAAAAUAAAGACUUAAAAAUAAAACUCUUGGAAAGGGAGACAUAUUGCAAGGAAUAUUGUAAGAAACCUACUCUAGUUGAUGCUUGAGCAAUGCAAGGGUUGGGGCACUGACCCUCCAUGUAGUCAAAAAUCCCCAUAGAACUUUUGACUCUCCCAAAACUUAAUUACUAAUAUCCUGUUGACUGGAAGCCUUACCAAUAACAAACAACACAUAUUUUGUAUAUUAUAUGUAACAUACACUGUAUUCCUAAAAUAAGCAAGAGAAAAGUAAAUGUUAUGGAAAUCAUAAGGAAGAAAAAAUACAUUUACAACACUGUAAAAAAUCCGUGUGUAUAAAUGGACCCAUGUGCAGUUCACUCCGUGUUGUUCAAGGAUCAACUGUAUAUUGUCUCAACCUAAAAGAAAGGGGAAAAUAUAAAAGUGUUAUGGGUUAAAUUAUGCCUCCCCCCAUUCAUAUAAUGAAGUCCUAACCCCCAGUUCAGAAUGUGACCUUAUUUGGAAAUACGGUCAUUGCAGAUAUAACUAGUUAGGAUGAGGUCAUACUGGAGUGGGGUGGACCCCAAUCCACCAUAUGACUGGUGUCCUUGAAGAUAUUUGGAGACACAGGAAGAAUGCCAUUUAAAGAUGAAGGCAGAGAUGGGGUAGGACUUUUAUACAUUACAGAAAGCUAAAAUUUGCCAGUAAACUACCAGAAGCUAGGAGAGAGGCAUGGAACAGAUUGUUUACCCACACUGUCAAAGUUGGGUUGCCAAUCUGCCAACACCUUGAUCUUAGAUUCACAGCCUCCAGAAUCGUAAGAGUACAAAUUUCUAUUGUUCAAACCACUCACUUUUGAUAUUUGGUUACAGCAGCCCCAGCAACUAAUAUAUAGAAUGUUCCUAGAGUCUUUAAUAGUAAAAAAUGUAGGACAAAGGAGGAAAAGGAAAAGAAGCAGAAAACGGAAGUUCUCCUCUUCCUGUAGGAAAGAAAUAGUACACCUUUUUUGGGGAAAACAAGUGUGUCUUGUUAUUUGAGUUUUCUGUUUUGUUUGUAAAGAUUUCAUUUAUUUGUUCAUGAAAGAGAGUAGAGAGAGAGACACACACACACAGGCAGAGGGAGAAGUAGGCUCCAUGCAGGGAGCCCGACGUGGGACUCAAUCCCGGGACUGUGGGAUCAGGCCUUUGGCUAAAGUCGGCACUAAACUACUGAGCCACCCGGGCUGCCCAAGUUUUCUAUUUUUGUAUAAUAGAUAACCACAAUUUUAAUGGCUUAAAACACCACAAAUUUAUUAUCUAAGCUUAAUGAGUCAAGAAUUCAGCCACAAAUACGUAGGAUCUUCCAAGCUAAAAUGAAGGUGUCACCUGGUGCUGUGAUCUCUUCCAAGGCACAGAGGCCUCCUCCAUACUAACCUGUAGUUGCCCUUACUCAGUUUCUUGCAGUUGUGGCACUUAAAUCCCUGUUUUAUUGGUGGCUGUUAGCCAGGGCUCACUUUCAGCAUCUUUAUGCUGCCCUUAGAUUCUAGCCACAUGACCCUCUCUCAACAUGGCAGUUUACUUCUCAGCCAACAGGGAAAUGCCUCUUCAGUCUGCUGCAACAGUCUCCUACCAUGUGAGAUAAUCAGGGGAGUGGCUACCGCAUCAUAUUUGCAGGUCCUGACUAUACUCAAGAGUAGGAGGUCCUGUAAGGUGUAUAUAUCCAGGAGCAGGAAUCUUGGGGGCCUUAGAAUUCAGGGUACCACACUUAGGAGAAAUAAUGGUCUAUUGUUUUCAAAUAAUGGUAGUUCUAUGGAUAAUCAUGCAAACAGAAAAAAAAAAAAAAGGAAGAUAACUAAAGGACUAAAGCUCUACAUGAAAAUCUCCAACCUGAUAAGGAAAUAUUGAAUCACAGGAGAAAAAAUAAGAGAAAAGAAACAAAUUAGGAAAUAAAACAUUAGGAGAAAUAAAAGAAGACUGAUCCAUCACGAUAUUAAAUGUGCUGGGAUUAAAUUUCCCUUUUGGAAAACAAAGACUGACAGAUUGAUGUAAAAAGCAAAACUCAUCUAUAUGUUAUUUUUAGGAGCAUACUUAAACUGAUGAAGAGACUUCCUCUUCUGGUAAUAGCAGACAGGCAAUUCAGAGCAGCCUUCCUGCUGAAGACAAUGGAGAAGUCAGAGCAAGGUAUAAAAACGAUCUCCCUAAAAACAUUAAAGAGCUUAACAAGAAGAUGAGGUAAUAUCAUCAACAUCCAAAGACAAAUCAGGGGGGAAAAGAUUCAGCACUUGGGGUUGUUUUGCCUGGGGUACAUUGCCCUUUUCACAACAGGCUGUGAGGAUGCUGGAAAGCUGUGAAUUUAACCCAUUUUGAAACCAGAGGAAUAAAGCAGAGUUCAGGCCUUACAAAAGAUAGCACCUAUAAAAACUACCUACUUUUUGGGUUGGCACCAUUGAAGAGCAGUACCCUAGGAGACAGAAUAAACCAGAAGUAACUUUUUCUCAUAGACCGAAGCUCAAGUGUAAGUCAUCUAUGUGGCCCAGAAAAUGCUAAAUCUGAAAAUUGGACUAAAUUGAUUCCAGGUUACUAAUCCCCUCCAGGGCCUGGCAGAAACAAACAAAUUCACUCUAGAGAAAUGUUCUAAAAUGGAUUGUCUUAAUGGUUAUAUUACUGUAAAUAUACUAAGAACCAUUAAAUUGUGUACUUCAAAUGAGUAAAUGGUAUGGUAGGUGAAUUAUAUCUCAGUAAAGCUCUGGUAUAAAAUGAAAAUUCCACCCCAGAGGAUGAUAACAUUAUCUUAGACCUCAAAUUAUUUUUUUUAUAAAUUUGUUUUUUAUUGGUGUUCAAUUUGCCAACAUAUAGAAUAACACCCAGUGCUCAUCCCAUCAAGUGCCCCCCUCAGUGCCCAUCACCCAGUCACCCCCACCCCCCGCCCACCUCCCUUUCUACCACCCCUUGUUCGUUUCCCAGAGUUAGGAGUCUCUCAUGGUCUGUCUCCCUUUCUGAUAUUUCCCACUCAUUUUUUCUCCUUUCCCCUUUAUUCCCUUUCACUAUUUUUUAUAUUCCCCAAAUGAAUGAGACCGUAUAAUGUUUGUCCUUCUCCGAUUAACUUAUUUCACUCAGCAUAAUACCCUCCAGUUCCAUUCACGUCGAAGCAAAUGUCAAAUUAUUUUUCUAAAUAAUUUUUCAAAAAAUACUUCCUUCUGAAAAAUAACUAGGCACAUGAAAAAAACACAAUACUAUAAACAAGAAGCAAGACAAACAGGUAACAAGAAAGAUCAAUCCACUGUACCCCCAAGAGUGAAAUUAUUAGGUGCAACAAUAUGCGAAUGCACACGUGGGGAUAAAACUGAACUAAAAUUUCAGUGAGAAACUAAAAAUAGGCGACAUUGCAUAUUUGGCAAAAAAGGAAGCAAAAGAUUCAAAUAUUGACCCUCUGCUUCUGGUAAUGGCAGAGUCCCUUUCACCAAAUCAAGACUACACAGAACUCUGGGAUAACUUUAAAAAUGAUGAUCUAAAAUGGUUGGAGAAUAACCAGAAAUCAUCUGCAAAAUGAUUGCAGAAACUGGAGUGGCAUCCACAAAUGGCAGAAGGGAGCCACACUGAGUGAGCUUCCUAUUUUAUAACUUUUCAUCUGUGGACAGUGAGCAUCAGUCAGGGCAGAGCUGCUGAAACUUAGUGGGACCCUACAGCUUAUCCUAGACUUUGGAUUUCACCCAACAUGGGAGUAACAGACCUGAUUUAGAUCUGCCUUGCUGAAAAAACAACCAUCAACAGAAAAGAUAUAUAAAAAUGGAUUUCAAGGCAUAGACCAUCAGGCAGUGAAGAAUAGUGAGCCUGAGAGAUGGAAAUAAGGAAGAGGAACCUCAGCUUAAGAGAUCUAGAGAAUUUUCCAGUUCACAGACAGCAUAGAGAAGGGAAGCCAGGCAGAACCUGUUGCACACUGUGAGUUGAGGACCACAUGAGAUCAAGAAGAGUAUUAAAGUGUAACUUAACUUCCCGGGGAAGGGAAAUCCAUGUUCAAAAGAGUUUUAGUUAGAAAUAUAAAUAUUUAUGCAUUGGUAUAAGAUUAUAUAUAUAGCUAUAUGUAAAAGUAAAAAAUAUCUUUUUGUAUACUUUGUUUUAUCUAGCCUCUCCUAGGUUUGCAAACUCUCUCCCUCAGUCACUAAUACUAAUCUUUAUUACAUAGUAGCUGUAAUGAAAGAAGCAGGAAAGGUUUCUGAUGCUUACAUUUCUAAAAAUGUCUCUUUUUUUCUGGGUACUCCAUUAUUCUAUUUGAUUGCCAGGUAGGUAUUUCUAAUUGAGCUAGGCUAAGCAUUAAUUAUAAUGUAAUUAAUAUUAAAUAUUAUAAAUAAUACAUUUUAGACCAAGGA
Molecule: messenger RNA, 9612 nt
Organism: Nyctereutes procyonoides (raccoon dog)
Lineage: Eukaryota; Metazoa; Chordata; Mammalia; Carnivora; Canidae
Gene: TPGS2
Product: tubulin polyglutamylase complex subunit 2
Exons: 5
Coding region: 1-726 (241 amino acids)
Biological process (GO): protein polyglutamylation
Source: RefSeq, a predicted model, not a curated record